AUUAUUGUCGUUUUCAGGCUAAAUCAUGGCCCCUAGGAAAAACAAAGUUGCGAAAGAGGAGGUGCAGGUGACGCUCGGUCCCCAGCACUUGGUAGGCGAGACCGUGUUCGGAGUUGCUCACAUUUUCGCCUCUUUCAAUGACACAUUCGUCCACGUUACGGACUUGUCUGGCCGGGAAACCAUCGCUCGUGUUACCGGUGGAAUGAAGGUGAAGGCUGAUCGUGACGAAGCUUCUCCCUACGCCGCUAUGUUGGCUGCUCAGGAUGUCGCCGAAAAGUGCAAAACCCUCGGCAUUACAGCGCUACACAUUAAACUGCGUGCAACUGGUGGCAACAAGACAAAAACCCCUGGACCUGGUGCCCAGUCUGCACUCAGAGCCCUGGCUCGUUCCGGUAUGAAGAUUGGGCGCAUUGAGGAUGUGACCCCGGUGCCCUCAGAUUCCACUCGUAGGAAGGGUGGUAGGAGAGGACGCAGGCUGUAAACAGUUAGUUAUAAGAUACUGUAAACUUCCAAUAAAAUGUUUGCAGUA
Molecule: messenger RNA, 529 nt
Organism: Hyposmocoma kahamanoa
Lineage: Eukaryota; Metazoa; Arthropoda; Insecta; Lepidoptera; Cosmopterigidae
Gene: RpS14
Product: 40S ribosomal protein S14
Exons: 2
Coding region: 26-481 (151 amino acids)
Biological process (GO): translation; maturation of SSU-rRNA from tricistronic rRNA transcript (SSU-rRNA, 5.8S rRNA, LSU-rRNA); ribosomal small subunit assembly
Cellular component (GO): cytosolic small ribosomal subunit; ribosome
Molecular function (GO): structural constituent of ribosome; small ribosomal subunit rRNA binding; mRNA 5'-UTR binding
Source: RefSeq, a predicted model, not a curated record